This is a messenger RNA of Cotesia glomerata, 792 nucleotides long. RefSeq names its product protein FANTASTIC FOUR 1-like. Bases 1 to 792 code for a protein of 263 amino acids. NCBI's taxonomy places the organism in Eukaryota, Metazoa, Arthropoda, Insecta, Hymenoptera, Braconidae. The record is from RefSeq and is a predicted model, not a curated record. The transcript has 6 exons.
AUGAAACUCUUUCCAAAUCCUGGAACAUCAAAUCAACCAGAACUUACCGAAACGACAAAUACAAAAGAAUAUUCGACUUCAUCAAACACUGGAAACAAUUCAAUUACCGAUACAUUAACAGCCGUAAUAAAUGAAAAAAAUUUUGAACCAGAAAUAACUAACUGUGGAAAUUCGGAAAUAAUUGAAACAAAGCAAUCCAAAGAACUUCCUCCUAUAACAUUAAAUUUGCAAGAUAUUCAAGCCCCUUUAAAUAACAAUGAGCUUGGAGCUGAAGGUAUGACUUUUGCGACAAUAUCUACUAAGGGAUUAGAUGCGGUGGUGUCAACAAUUAAAGGAAAAAAUCUCGCUAGAAUUCCAAUACAGUAUUUAAAACCCAGCAAAGACGUUGUUGAAAUAGGAAAAAACGCCAAAUUUUACUUACCGUUAGACUGCAUGGAGAGAAUUCAAGACGAGGCACAACAAGAUUGGCGAAAAUUUAUACGCGAAACGCUAGAUGAAGUGUACGGAGAAAAUAUUUAUCGAGCACGCGAAAUGACGAACAAAACGGUGGCUGAAAAAGCAGUAGUAAAAUGCAUCAAUCAACAUUGCGUAAAUAAAAGAAAAUAUCUGUCCCCAGAAUCAAUGAAAAAAAUUGGAAAAAAAUCAAAAGAAAAAGAAGAAGACGAUGAAUACGAAGAGGAUGAAGACGAAGAGGACGAAGACGAAGAGGACGAAGAGGACGAAGAUGAAGAAGAAGAAGAAGAAGAAGAUGAAGAUGAGGAAGAUGACGAGGAUAUCAUAGACCUAAAAUAA